AAUUUUGAUUCUGACAUUAGCAGUGUGGGAAUAGAUGGCUGCUGGCAGGCAGAUAGCCAAAGGCUUCUCAAUGAGGUGAUGGUGGAGCACUUCUUCCGACAAGGAAUGCUGGAUGUAGCCGAGGAGCUCUGCCAGGAAUCUGGUCUUUCAGUAGACCCAAGUCAGAAAGAACCAUUUGUGGAGUUAAAUCGAAUAUUAGAAGCAUUAAAAGUCAGAGUUCUGAGACCGGCUCUGGAGUGGGCAGUAUCAAACCGAGAAAUGCUUAUAGCCCAAAACAGCUCCUUGGAAUUUAAGCUACACAGACUCUAUUUUAUUAGCUUGUUAAUGGGUGGAACUACAAAUCAGCGUGAGGCAUUACAAUAUGCUAAAAAUUUUCAGCCAUUUGCCCUAAAUCAUCAAAAAGACAUUCAGGUUUUGAUGGGAAGCCUUGUGUACCUGAGACAAGGAAUUGAGAACUCACCAUAUGUUCACCUGCUUGAUGCAAACCAGUGGGCUGAUAUCUGUGACAUCUUUACGCGGGAUGCCUGUGCCCUCCUGGGGCUCUCUGUGGAGUCUCCACUCAGUGUCAGUUUCUCAGCAGGUUGUGUGGCCCUGCCAGCUUUAAUUAACAUCAAAGCCGUGAUUGAACAGAGGCAGUGCACUGGAGUUUGGAACCAGAAAGAUGAAUUACCCAUUGAAGUGGACCUUGGUAAAAAGUGCUGGUAUCACUCUAUAUUUGCCUGUCCUAUCCUUCGUCAGCAAACAACAGAUAACAACCCACCCAUGAAAUUGGUCUGUGGUCAUAUUAUAUCAAGAGAUGCCCUGAAUAAAAUGUUUAAUGGUAGCAAAUUAAAAUGUCCAUAUUGUCCAAUGGAACAAAGUCCAGGAGAUGCCAAACAGAUAUUUUUCUGAAGAAAUAACUUUAGUGUGCAAUUCGUAAGUGAAACUGAAUUAUGAGUGCAUAUCAGAAGAGAACGUUCCAUUAAAUGCAGCUAACCAAGGACUCCCGUGUUUAUAUAAGCUAAUACUCCAGAAACUUUGCCAACAUGUUAGUGUACACACACUGAGGGGAACGCUCCAGAUGAAUAUUAUCAUAGGGCUUUAUUAUAUUCUUGGUCUUCAUUUCUGAUCAAGUAAAUACACCAGCAGUUGUCAUUCAAUGCAGGUUUUUGUACUUAAUUAUACGGUGAUUUUUUUUACUUUUUAACAGCAGAAACAGAAAUUGACCUCCCUGCCAUGUGUUUAAUAUUUCUCCUGCUUUUACUUUUGUCAUUUUCUUGAUAAUUGUAAGCCUUGAGAGUGUUUGUGAAAAAGUUUUUAUUUCUUGUUAUGUAUACACAAUUAAAUGAAUAUUCUUCAGAAAAAGUUUCAUAAAUGGAAUUGUGGUUAUAAAGCUAAUUUGCAUUUUUUCGCUUAAGUAAGAAAGAUGUGAUAGAUUCCAAAUUUGUUUUUCAUGUUUUUCUCUGCUCCAGCUCUUGCCAGGAAGUCAGCACACCUGCAUUUGAGCUGUGCUUAUAGCCUCAGCAGGCUGACUGUUUAAAUUCCAUCGUGAAUUUAGCAGGCUGGUGUGAGAAGUCUCCCACUGGAAUAGAGUGGAAGGAGUACUAUCGUUUUUUUGCUUUUAUUGCCAAGAGGUGCUUGUUUUAAAAGUGUGUUCAAUAAAAUGACAUGCUGAAGUUAGAAGUGUUCUUAAGUUGAUAUUUGCUCUCUUGAUCUUGGUAGCCCACUUCUCUGAAAUCUGCCUUCAGGACUUGGCUGUCGAUUGCCUUUGUAUGUCAUUGCAGACACAGUGUUGUGCGUGUGUGUAUAUAUAUGUGCACCAGCAUCAAACAUUGUGUAUCUAGAAGGGAAGAAGCAUGUUCCAGUCCUAAAAUGCAGUUACCAGACCCAUCACUUUAAAUCCUUAAAGUUAGAAGCUAGCAAAUUUUCUGUCGUGCAGAAUAUGUUUACUGCUGUUUUUGUGUUUGAAUAGUAUACUGUUCAAUGCUUCUCUUCUGCAAAGUGUAUCAUCUCAUUGACUGUGAAUCUGUAUAUUAUUCUGAAGGAUACAGAUAAUGAUCUUUUCUCUUGUGAGGUAUCUUCAUUUAAUGCACUGUCCAGAAAUAGCCAUGUGUAAGAGUCUUUCUCUGUAUGUACAUGGAAGAGACUUAUGUGGACAUUAUUCUGACUUAAACCCAUGAAGCUACUUCAUUAUGAGAAGAGUGUUAUGGAAAUCACCAAAUAUUUUGCAACUUUAUUUCAUCUGACAUGGAACUGAUCAUCAAUGUACGAAUACAUUCAUGAGAAAGUGAAAAAAGAAGAAAUCAGAAGCAAAGAGAAAUGGGACACUUCACAUUUUAAACUACAAAUGGACUUAGUUUGAGGGAGGGGAAUAACAGGUUUGGUGCUAAGUUAAUUGGAAACUGGCAGCAUUUGCAGUAAUAUACCAGCCUGAAUGGUUUAUCCUGAAAUGUUUACCUGGGAGAGCUGGGAUUAGUUUGUGAAGAAAAUGGGUACUGCAGAAAAGCCCUGUUUGCUUACUGUAUAGUGAGGCUACAUUGAUGGCUCCUGUGCGCUGUGCAGCUUAGCCGGCAAUCGGGAUUGGCCCAGCUCAGAAUGCCUGCCUUGUCCAACCUCUGGCCCCAUAGGACUUUUGCCGCAUGUUUCUGCUUCACUGGUGGAACCCUCUGUAAAGGUCCCACUCUCUCCACUAAAGCAGUGAAGGAAAAAAGCUGAGAUGAGCUCCUUGGACUGCAAAGAGAAGGUAGAGAAUUCCAGCCAGUACUCUGUUUGAGGGUGUGAACUGGCUUCUUAUAUACAGUUUUCCUUUGAAUUAAAGCCUAGAGUAUCUUUUU
Galeopterus variegatus (Sunda flying lemur) is the source of this 2813-nucleotide messenger RNA. RefSeq names its product required for meiotic nuclear division 5 homolog A (S. cerevisiae) (gene RMND5A). NCBI's taxonomy places the organism in Eukaryota, Metazoa, Chordata, Mammalia, Dermoptera, Cynocephalidae. Gene Ontology annotation, molecular function: ubiquitin protein ligase activity; protein binding. Gene Ontology annotation, biological process: proteasome-mediated ubiquitin-dependent protein catabolic process. The annotation marks the transcript as partial. The record is from RefSeq and is a predicted model, not a curated record. Gene Ontology annotation, cellular component: cytoplasm; nucleus; GID complex. The transcript is spliced from 7 exons.